AUGUUGGACACCCAGCGGGGAAGCCUCUAUAAAGCUCGCGGUAGGAAUCUUGGGAUCCUAUCAACUCCCCUACCGCAUUUCUGCCCACUGCCCACGCCCAUCGCCAGAUACUCGUUCAUCAAAGAAUCUCGCUAUUGCCGCUAUGACCAACCCCUCUAUCCCAUCGUCCAGAAGCUCGUCGACUGGCUUGACAAGGCCGGAAACGAGGACGUCAAAGGAGGAAUGGCCACCGCUUUCGUCUGGGUUGCCACAAACGUCGACUGGGGCAGCAUUCCGCCCCCAGGCAUUGCCCCCGAAAGCGACUCGGAUGAUUCGUCGGGCCUGAGCCAGUACAUCAAGAUCUUGAACGACUUUGUGCACUGGGUUCCCGUCGAGGACAAAGACGGCCGUACCGUCUACAGCUUCCUCUGUUUGUUCUACCUCUUGCUUGACCACGAGGCUGUGGUCAAGUACCAGGCCCCGAUCAAGCCCGGAGAGAUAGCACCGUGGCUUUGGCUGUCCCAGUGGGUCAUCCAAUAUGCGAAGGAGGUGGGGAAGUGGAUGGACACGCCCAUGUCGUUGACGGAGAAAAGCCUUCAAAAGUUUAAGGACUCGCCGCCCUACAACGUCGGAGCUUACGACGAGCCCGAUGGCGGGUGGGAGACUUUCAACGACUUCUUCGCGCGCAAGUUCAAGGACUAUCCAACGCAACGCCCGAUCGCCUCGCCCAGCGUUGACACGGUCAUCGUCAACCCCGCGGACAGCGCGUUCGACGGCGACUGGGAAGUGACCGGCUCGGGAAUGGACGCCGGCGUUACGUUUGACGUUAAGGGCCUUCACUGGACGACCAAUCAGCUCCUCGAUGAUCUCUACGACGGCGAUGGCAACGCAGUCGGACCCCAGUUUGCUGGCGGGAGGUUCACGCACUCGUUCCUCGGCCCUACCGACUACCACCGCAUGCAUGCACCCGUUUCAGGCAAGGUCGUCGCCGCCAAGGUAAUCCCUGGUCUCUGUCAUCUCGAGGCCGUCCUCAAGCCCAAGGAUCCUGAAGCGGACCCAAAGAAACCCGGCGCGAAACCGUUCGAGCUCUUUAUGCACCGCUACAUGCGCCGCGUCGACGACAAGAGCAUCCCCAAAGAACAUCGCGGCAUCGCUCCUUCCGCAGCGUCUGUUGAGACUUUUGGAACAGGGAUGGUCCCGGACGCGCCCAACUCUCCCGGCUACCAGUUCCUCCAAGCGCGCGGACUCGUUCUCAUCGAUACAGAAGGGUUUGGCAACUUUGGCCUCGUCGCGGUUCUCCCGAUAGGCAUGGCCCAGGUGUCCUCCGUCGUGCUCAGCGUGAAGAAAGGCCAGGAACUCAAGAAGGGCGAUGAGAUCGCGUACUUCCAGCUCGGAGGGUCGGAUAUCGUGAUGGUAUUCCAGGACAAGGCCAACGUCGUGUUUGAUCAGGUGCCGAUCAACACACACCGCAACUUCGGCGAGAAGGUUGCCGUUGCCCGCCCUGGCAAAGCUCCUGCCGCUUCCAAGUAG
This is a messenger RNA of Peniophora sp. CBMAI 1063, 1509 nucleotides long. The record is from the annotation of a GenBank genome assembly. NCBI's taxonomy places the organism in Eukaryota, Fungi, Basidiomycota, Agaricomycetes, Russulales, Peniophoraceae.